CCGGUAUGGCUGUUCAGCGGACGUUACAUCCACCAUCGCGCCUCCCUCUCCUGUGAAAUGUGUCACGAGAACCUCCUCCAAACAAACUCAUGCCCCAACACCAACCCCGUCGACGCUUCCUAAGAAGCACCCUGCUGCUACGUCUACGAAACGUUGGUUGUAGCCACGAAACGAGCCCCCUCGUCCAAGAAAGCUGUCCCUUCGACCACCACCAGCAUCGACUAGCCUCCCUGAUUUUGGGCCCAUUCGGUCGGCCGACCCUUUUGAACCCGUUGGUUUUGGAGCAGCUCGCCACCACGGCAACAUUUGGUCGCCACGUGGAGGUUGCUACGAAUCGACAUAGGAAACGAACGCGCUUGAGAAGGUCCGCUUGAUGGUAAGGUUCCUUCAACUCCCGCUGCGCGAGACGUGCGCUCUGGAGGACCCUUGGCGAACCCGUUUGAGUUUUGCUCUUGUUGUCAUUGUUUCAGUCCAAUCAUGGGCAGAGGUGGUGCCGGUUGCUAAUUUGUCGACAACGAUCAGCUCGGCGAAAUGCAACACUGUAGGCUUGUACAACUGUAGCAUGCGAAGGCAGUUUGGAACUCCAUUGGCUGCAUUCAACAAUCCCACACGGAGUUCAUUCACCUUUGGCUACUUCGACUUGGAUAUAUUAUAUGACUGGUCAGUUGAUCGUGUGCCAGUUGGACCACAACUGUGAGAACUUGGACUCACUUGCCAAUAUGACACCGACGGAGGCGACGAGUUUGAUGCAGAAUGCAGACCGCAAGGUGUACACUCCGCUGGACGAGGCAUCUCCACCGAGUGAAUCUGCUGACGAGGACCGCGCAUUUGCCGACACAAUCGCGGCUUUGAAAGCAUCGCUCGAUCGCGAACUUGCCAACCAGGAGCUUGACUUGAGCGGCAGCUUCGAGCAUAUGUUGAGCAUCAUCCGUGUGCUUUGGGGAGCCCGCGAGACCAUUGAAGCGUUGGCUGAAACUCAGUCGACGGACAAGUGGCUCCUCUCGUUCGACGCGGAAGCCAACGCAAAGAAACUCAUGUACGCCGAGAAGCACUACAACGACUUACUUGCAGAUGCCGUCAACGCUAACUUGGCCGAUCUCUUGGUCCGCAUGAUCGGUCAGCGUGUCCACGACGAAGCAUCACUCGAGCUGCUGUACGAACUCUCGGCCUGGGGGUCUGUCGACGUGCAAAACGCGUUGUAUUAUGCGGCCUCGGACUCUCAAAGCGCAGUGUUGGAGUUUCUGCUGCGCCACUUGGAGAAAAACUCGACCAACAUCGUCGCCAUUAUGACACAGGUGUGCAUGUAUCAUCACAGCCAGUGGCAGGCCAUGAUGCAAGUUCCUGUCACCUUGAACGGCUUGUCCCUUCUCGACGUUGUUCUCGCGAGGGUGGCGGGGAUUCCGUCGAUCAUCUCGUCCGCUGAUAUACCAACAGUCGUGUCGUGGAUGACCUUUCUCUGCGAAGCCUGCCAAGGCCCGUCCGAGGAGAACCAGCUGUUGGUGGCCUCGUCCGACGCCGUGACGAUUGUGCGAGAUUUCGUGAUGGAUGGCAUCUCGUUCGGCCCCGGGACGGCGGAGACGCUUCAGAUGCAAGUGCAGAAAUGCGCCGCGGAAGUAUUGCUCAUCCUCAUGGAAGGCCGAGCGGACGGCACCCUUCAUGAAUGUUUGGCGGCAGUGAUGCCCGUGUCGGCGGUCGUCGAGCGCUUGCAAGUGCACUAUCGCGCGAUCGAAGAGUGGAAGCAGUCGCCGGCCCAUCGAUCCCUUCUGCAUCACACGCUGAGUAUGACCAAGAGUUUGUUGCACACGGACACGUCCAAGGACGAGUUGCAGCGCAACUUGCACGACUUCCAUGCCGCGAUCCACUUGUUUUGUAUCGUGCUGCAUCUCCUGUACGACAAGCAAACCAUCGAGUCGUACCGAACGCAGUGGUACGAAGCGCUGGCCAACCCCAAAGCAUUCGCGGCGGUGGCGUUCUUCCAACGCGAGGUCGUUUCCAUUGAAAUCGCACGAAACGGGGCGAUCCUCACAACGUACUUUCUACGCCCCCCCACGGCCAAGUACUUGAACGAGACGCUCCGAGCCAAGCUGAUCGAUCAUAUGGACAUUGGCGGCGACCGCGCGCUGGACGUGCUGACCUCCGACGUCGCCAAUGACGUUGAAGAAGAGCUCACUGUGAUCCAAGGCCUGGUCAAGAACCCGUCGUACUCGAUCAUGAACAAGUGGCAUGUGUGGCUGCGCAAGAACAUGCUUCGGCUGUGCUUUUACAUCAACUUUGUCAUGUUGCUCUGUGUGCAAGUGAACCACAGCACCGUGGAGGACGUCCACCAAGCCAACAUGCGCUCGGGUUUGUGGGUCGUGGGGGCGCUCGGGUUUGUUUUGCUCGGAGUGUGCACCGCCUUGUGGCUGUACCACGCCUUGACCACGUUUUGCUUCAACUAUUGCAAGCAGCACGUGUCCCCCCUCAAGCUGUCGUUCACGACUUCGUCCGACUACUGGGCCAGCACGUUGCAUGGGUUUGGCGCGUUUGCUGGCUACCUUGAAUUCUUUGUCGCUAUCUUUCUGGUCAUUUUCUACAUGAACAUGGUGACGACGACGACCAAGAUCUUGGCGGCCGUGUCUGUGUUGUGGCUGUUUGGGGCGUUUUUGCAAGGCGUGCGCCAUGUGUGCCGGCUCUACCGAUUCACUGUCAACGUGGACAAUCCCGCGGACGCGAACGUCGUCGCGACAUUGGCGUCGUUCUGGUACAGUGUGCUGUAUGAUACGCUCUUGUCGGGCUCCGUGAUCACGUUUGGAGCGUACACGCUGUGCGCCAUUUGUGGGCUGGGACUGUCCAUCCCAGCUGUGACGACGUAUUUUGACGUCGGGCCGUGGGGGCUUAUGUUUUUUGGGUGUCCACUCGUGGAUAUUCUCGCCACGAACGACAACCUUCGAUUCAUUGCUACGGCGAUGCACUCGAACAUGGGCAUAUUGGGCGUCACGGCCGUGUUUGGGGCGAUUUUGAUUUACCUAUUCUCGCUCGUGGGGUUCUUCCACCUCCAAGUCGAGCUCGAAUGCGAAGACCACACCGUGAGCCACUGCUCGACGUUGCUGCAAUGCUACACGACGUAUAUUCGCUAUGGCCUGCUGUCGGGGGGCGGGAUUGGGGACUACAUUUCGUCGACGCUGAGCCACGAAUUGGACUUUGGAAACCCCGGGCGAUACUUUGAGCGGUUGGUGUACGACCUGGCGUUUUUCGUGCUUGUGAUCACGCUGUUCCUCAAUAUGGUCCAAGGCAUUAUCAUUGAUGCGUUUACGGCGGUGCGGGAGCAGACGGAGACCAAGGCGGCGCUGAAACGAGAGCGCUGCUUGGUGUGCAACCGGUCGCGCAGCGCCAUCGAGAACUUGGACGGAGGCCACCCGAACAACUUUAGCCGCCACAUCCACCACGUGCACAACUUUUUCGACUACUUUUUCUACAUUCAACAUGUCAAGGCGAAGCAACACCCCAAGGAACUCAGUGGCCUCGAGCGCUACGUCGUUGAAAAGCUCAAAGCCCACGAUAUGGCAUGGAUUCCGCGCGUGUAGAAGGCGACGCUCUUGCCCUUGGUAGAGGAGUACUACGGGUCACCGUACUACUACUACUUACUACUGUAUACCUGUGGACCUCACGUUUGAACGGCAUGUCACAUAUCGUAUCUUGUUGCACUGUGCACCAUAAAAACCUAGUAUAGGUCGAAUACCGGUAGUACAUGUAUGUUUACUAUCUUGCAAACAGCUCCAUGAACGUUCGUUUCCAAAACGGUAGCUCCAUCGCGUCGACCUCUUUUUCCACGAACGGGGCCCCGGAAACGUCCCCGGUGCCGUUGGGGGGCGAAC
Molecule: messenger RNA, 3854 nt
Organism: Aphanomyces astaci
Lineage: Eukaryota; Oomycota; Saprolegniomycetes; Saprolegniales; Verrucalvaceae
Exons: 7
Coding region: 654-3563 (969 amino acids)
Biological process (GO): calcium ion transport; transmembrane transport
Cellular component (GO): membrane
Molecular function (GO): monoatomic ion channel activity
Source: RefSeq, a predicted model, not a curated record